CCGGCGAAUAUCUCCCCAACCGUCGCCACCAGAUGGCAGCCUCACCGGCACCACCGCCUCCGUCGCUGCCGUACACAAACAAACCCCUAAUUAAAACCGCUACUGCAUUAUUUCACUCCUCUUUCCACCGUCAACGGUUUCUGAGCCGCAAUAGGGCUCGCAUUCAAUGUGAACAAAGCGGAUUUGAGAACGGAUCUCAUCACCAUCACCAACAGCAACAGCAACUACAGUGGACUGUUGAUUGUGUUGCCGGAAGUGAUCCAAUUCACAUUAUCCUUAAGCCUCCUGCUGCUACAGCAUCUCCGAUGCCGAUGAAUUCCGGAUUGAAAAGUUCUAAGAAGGUUUGCCUCUUUUAUGCCGCUGAAAUGGAGGCGCUUGCGAAGAGAAUUGCGGCUCAAUCCGAUGCAAUUGAGCUUCGUAGUAUAAAUUGGAGGAAAUUUGAAGAUGGAUUUCCAAACUUGUCCAUACCUAAUGCGCAUGGAAUCCGAGGAGAGCAUGUAGCUUUCCUAGCAUCAUUUAGUUCUCCUGGAGUUAUCUUUGAGCAACUAUCAAUUAGUUAUGCAUUGCCAAAGCUGUUCAUUUCCUCCUUCACUUUAGUUCUUCCUUUCUUUCCUACCGGCACUUCUGAGCGCAUGGAGGAUGAAGGAGAUAUUGCAACGGCUUUCACUCUUGCUAGAUUCUUGUCAAACAUUCCAAUAUCGAGGGGAGGACCUACUAGCGUGGUAAUAUAUGAUAUCCAUGCCUUGCAGGAAAGAUUCUACUUUGAUGAUAAUGUAUUACCAUGCUUUGAGAGUGGGAUUCCUUUGCUUAAAAGUAGACUUCAACAGCUACCGGACUCUGACAAUAUAUCCAUUGCUUUUCCAGACGACGGUGCUUGGAAACGGUUUCACAAGCAGCUGCAGCACUUCCCAGUGAUUAUUUGUGCAAAAGUUAGAGAAGGUGACCAACGAAUUGUACGCAUUAAAGAGGGAGACCCUAAAGGACGUCAUGUUGUGAUAGUUGAUGAUCUUGUUCAGUCAGGUGGAACCCUGAUUGAAUGCCAGAAAGUGUUGGCAAAACAUGGAGCGAAAAAAGUUAGCGCAUAUGUGACUCAUGGUGUUUUUCCUAAAAGGUCCUGGGAGCGGUUCACACAUGAUACCGGAGGACACCCGGAUAGCGGAUUGACAUUCUUUUGGAUUACGGAUUCGUGUCCUUUGACAGUGAAGGAAGUGAAGAAUAAAGCUCCAUUUGAAGUCCUGAGCCUUGCUAGUUCAAUAGCAGCCACCCUGCAAAUAUAAAGAUAUUAGUUUUUUUGUCCGUUGUUCUUCUCUCUUUCCAAUUAUAGAGAGAUUUGGUUCCAAAAAGAGUCCCCAAAUAUUAACAUCAUUAAUUGUUGUUUAGGUUAAUAAAGGCAGACUUCUCUGACC
Cynara cardunculus var. scolymus (artichoke) is the source of this 1406-nucleotide messenger RNA. RefSeq names its product ribose-phosphate pyrophosphokinase 4-like. Gene Ontology annotation, molecular function: ribose phosphate diphosphokinase activity; magnesium ion binding. Gene Ontology annotation, cellular component: ribose phosphate diphosphokinase complex; cytoplasm. Lineage: Eukaryota; Viridiplantae; Streptophyta; Magnoliopsida; Asterales; Asteraceae. Gene Ontology annotation, biological process: purine nucleotide biosynthetic process; 5-phosphoribose 1-diphosphate biosynthetic process. The transcript is spliced from 7 exons. The record is from RefSeq and is a predicted model, not a curated record. The coding region runs from base 33 to 1277 and encodes 414 amino acids.